Notechis scutatus (mainland tiger snake) is the source of this 2235-nucleotide messenger RNA. NCBI's taxonomy places the organism in Eukaryota, Metazoa, Chordata, Lepidosauria, Squamata, Elapidae. The record is from RefSeq and is a predicted model, not a curated record.
GUUGCGUCUUGUGAGUCUCUGUUCACCCAACAUUUGUUGUGUUCUCUCCUUCCGGCUUGAUGCGGUCGUUCCCCCUUUCCUCCCUUCCACCCACUCAGUUCCGUCCGCUGCUUCCCCCGUGUGGAUCAUGGCGUUUGAUGGCCUCUUUUUCUUUCACGUCUUGUGCCUUAGAGUCCAAUGGAGAUGUUUCGCAGUACAAGGGCAACGCUUCCUGUUCCAUGCAGAACAUGGAUGGAAGCACCCCCGGAUCGGUGUACGUCGAAUACGACACCCCCCAGUAUCUGCAUCCAGGUGAAGGGAUGUUCCGGAGGCCUACGGAAGGCCAGUCCCUGAUCAGCUACCUGUCGGAACAAGAUUUUGGCAGCUGUGCAGACUUGGAGAAGGAAAACGCUCACUUCAGCAUCUCCGAGUCACUCAUUGCGGCCAUCGAGCUGAUGAAAUGCAACAUGAUGAACCGUCAGAUGGAAGAGGAGGAAGAGGAAAGCGACAAGGUGAUACAAGACCUGAAGCAGAAGAUCCGUAUCCGCCGGCAACAAAUCCGGACCCGCUACCUCCACCCAGCAUGCCAGGAUGUGGCUUCUGACAGUCUGAAAGCAACAGACAGCGGAUCGUAUUUCAGCUCCCAGGACUCAACCUGCCCCUCCGAUUCGGGAUCUGUGGAAGAGGUGGAUGAGUACGAGAUCCGAGAUGGAAACGAAGGAUCCAACCUGAUUCACAUGUCCAACAGCGACCUGUCUGUCUCGAUGGCCUCGUUGUUUUCAGAUGCGGACAUCAAGAGGAACCAACCUCCGAGUAAAAAGUCCUUCCUUUCCUCUGGUUCCGGGAGCUACCACAGCUUCCUCAACUCCAACUCGGCAGAAGCCGUAGCCAUGGGCUUACUCAAGCAGUUCGAAGGGAUGCAGCUGCCCGCAGCCUCUGAACUGGAGUGGCUGGUGCCCGAACAUGAUGCCCCACAGAAGCUGCUGCCGAUCCCCGAUUCCGUACCCAUAUCUCCAGACGACGGAGAACACGCCGAUAUUUACAAGCUCCGCAUCCGGGUGCGAGGAAACCUGGAGUGGGCUCCUCCACGCCCCCAGAUCAUCUUCAAUAUCCAUCCAGCACCAGCGAGGAAGGCAGCCGUGGCCAAACAGAACUACCGCUGUGCUGGCUGUGGGAUCAGGACGGAUUUUGAUUACAUCAAGCGGAUGCGCUACUGUGAGUACCUGGGCAAAUACUUCUGCCAGUGCUGCCACGAGAAUGCCCAGAUGGUCAUUCCCAGCCGCAUCCUUUGCAGGUGGGACUUUGGCAAGUACUACGUCAGCAACUUCUCCAAGGACCUGCUGCACAAGAUCUGGAACGACCCUCUCUUCAACAUGCAGGACGUUAACUCUGCCCUCUACCGCAAGGUCAAACCUCUCAACCAAGUCAGGCUUUUAAGGAUCCAGCUGUACCACAUGAAGAACAUGUUCAAAACGUGUCGCCUAGCUAAAGGACUUCUGGAUACCUUCGAUGCGGUGCCGGGCCACCUGACCGAAGACCUUCACCUUUAUUCCUUAAACGAUCUAAGCGCCAUCAAGAAGGGGGAGCUUGUACCCCGCUUGACCGAGCUCCUCCGGGCGGGAGAGCUGCACGUUGAGAAAUGCAUGCUGUGCCAAGCGAAGGGGUUCAUCUGCGAAUUCUGCCAGAAUGAAGACGACAUCCUGUUUCCCUUCCAGCUGAACAAAUGCAAGACCUGCGAAGAGUGCCGAGCUUGCUACCACAAGGGCUGCUUCCGGUCGGGACCCUGCCCCAAGUGCGCCCGCUUGCAAGCUCGCCGGGAGCUCCUGGCCAAGCAGAGCCUGGAAGCCGACCUGUCCGACUACGAACCGGAGGAGGAGGAGGAGACGGUCGGGGCAGCCACGUGACAGCCAAGAAGCUGCGGGGGUCGCCGUGCCAGCCUGCGCUUCCAAAGACUGAACUGACCAGCCACAGAGCUGGACGCUCUUCCCAACGCUCCGAAGCUCAAGCCACGGAAGGCCUUUUGGCCUGCGGAAAGGGACGUUGCUUUCUCUCCUCCUGCUGGACUCGAGUGAACGAGCUUUGGCUCCUGUGAACCAACUCAGAUGCCCAACGAAGGGGGAAUUUUCCUUUCUACGGAAAGCCAGUAUAGGGUAUAUGCCUGCAAGGACUUUGCUCCAUCCACAGGGGAGAAGCCGAGGAUGGGCUUUCUGGAGGCUGAAUUCCCCAACAGGAUCCGGCCACACGCGUAAAAGGGAA